Molecule: messenger RNA, 327 nt
Organism: Magnusiomyces paraingens
Lineage: Eukaryota; Fungi; Ascomycota; Dipodascomycetes; Dipodascales; Dipodascaceae
Exons: 1
Coding region: 1-327 (108 amino acids)
Molecular function (GO): peptidyl-prolyl cis-trans isomerase activity
Source: RefSeq, a predicted model, not a curated record
AUGGGCGUUACUGUUACUACUCUUUCUCCUGGCGAUGGUGUCAACUACCCCAAGGCCGGCGACACUGUGACCAUCCACUACACUGGCACUCUUGCCAAUGGCAAGAAGUUUGAUUCGUCUGUUGACCGUGGUCAACCCUUUGUCACUCAAAUUGGUGUCGGCCGUGUCAUUAAGGGUUGGGACGAGGGUGUCCCUCAGUUGAGCGUUGGUGAGCGUGCCGUUUUGGACAUUACUCCUGACUAUGGCUACGGUGCCCGUGGAUUCCCUCCUGUGAUUCCUCCCAGCUCUGAUCUUAAGUUUGAGGUUGAGCUUCUUAAGAUUAACUAA